Seriola aureovittata is the source of this 6055-nucleotide messenger RNA. Its product is annotated as LIM domain-binding protein 3-like. The transcript is spliced from 14 exons. NCBI's taxonomy places the organism in Eukaryota, Metazoa, Chordata, Actinopteri, Carangiformes, Carangidae. Gene Ontology annotation, biological process: actin cytoskeleton organization; muscle structure development; heart development. Gene Ontology annotation, cellular component: Z disc; filamentous actin; stress fiber. The record is from RefSeq and is a predicted model, not a curated record. Gene Ontology annotation, molecular function: muscle alpha-actinin binding; actin binding. The coding region runs from base 184 to 2142 and encodes 652 amino acids.
CCUGGCUCCUGCUUUCUGCCCGUCCCAGGGACCGGAGCAGGAUUCCCGGAUCACGGACCACAGGGAAUCCCGGUCCCGGUCGGUGACUGUUCAGGUUGCAGAAGGGACAGAGACAGCGGCGGCAGAGGCUCCUGUCCCUCCCGUCAUCUCGCUUUGAGAAUUUGAGGAUCUAGUUUCUGGACCAUGAGCUCCUACACCGUGUCUCUGCCCGGCCCCGGACCCUGGGGCUUCAGGCUGCAGGGGGGCAAAGACUUCAACAUGCCCCUGACCAUCUCCAGGAUCUCUCCAGGCAGCAAGGCGGCGCAGGGUAACCUGGUCCAGGGUGAUCUCAUCGUCGCCAUCGAUGGCGUCAGCACGGACGGGAUGACUCACCUGGAGGCCCAGAACAAGAUCAAGAUGGCCAACUACAACCUGGCGCUCACCAUGUCCAAGUCAAAGCGUCCCGCUCCGAUGCCGGCACCAAGAAUGGACGCUACUUUUCCCAUGAUCCCUCAUCAGCAGGUUUUCUCCCCCACUGCUCCCAACGCCGGCUUCAACCCCGGCGUGCUGAAGGACACCGCCCUCUCUACCCAUAAGCCCAUAGAGGUGAAGGGCCCUGGGGGCAAGGCCACCAUCAUCCACGCCCAGUACAACACGCCCAUCAGCAUGUACUCACAGGACGCCAUCAUGGACGCCAUCGCAGGACAGACGCAGGGCAAGGGGCCUGACGUCGGUACUGUCCCAGUUAAAGAUGUAGACAGAGCCUCCAUGGUCUACCAGGCCGUCCAAACUGCAGAGAAAGACCUGGAUCUGGGGGAGUGGGGCCGCCGCAGCAACAUGCAGUCCAAGUCCUUCAGGGUCCUGGCCCACAUGACUGGAACCAAGUCCUCACCGGAGGAGGAGGAGGAGCUGAGGAGGAGCAGCCAGUACAUUCAGCCUCCCAUCAUGCAUCAGGCGCCACAGGACACGCCCCCGCAGCAGUACCAGCCAGUUCCGCAGCAGUACCAUCAGCCCCCCACACAAUAUGCCCCACCCACCCAGCAGAGCUCCAUUCAGAUCCCUCUUGGCUCCGCCCCUCCCAAGGUGGUGAGCACCGCUUGUAUCUACCCCUCCCAACCAGGUCCAGGUCCAGCUCCAGGUCCAGUCCCCUCUCAGCCCCACCCUCAACCCCACCAUCAGCCCCACCAUCAGCCCCACCAUCAGCCCCACCCUCAGCCCCACCAUCAGCCCCACCCUCAGCCCCACCCUCAGCCCCACCAUCAGCCCCACCAUCAGCCCCACCCUCAGCCCCACCCUCAGCCCCACCCUCAGCCCCACCAUCAGCCCCACCCUCAGCCCCAUCCUACAGCCCCUUCCCCUGCUGGUGUUUCCUCUAACAGACCCCCCUGGGUGACUGACAACAGCUUUGCCGAUAAGUUUGACCCCGGUAAGACCACCACCUCCAUGAAGAUGCAGCCGCUGCCCCAGGCUGCCCCUCCUCCACCAGUAUACAUCCCCAACCCCUCCCCCGCUGCACCAGCAGCUCCCAGCCCCGCCCCCAUAACCCCAAGCCCCGCCCCUUUCCCUCCAGUGGCGAGGGGCGUGGCCCAAAGGGCAGAGCGGUUUGCCGCCAGCAGCCGUACGCCUCUGUGUGGAGCCUGCAACAACAUCAUCAGGGGCCCCUUCCUGGUGGCCCUUGGCCGGUCCUGGCACCCUGAGGAGUUUAACUGUCACUACUGUCACAUGUCUCUGGCUGAUGUGAGCUUCGUGGAGGAGCAGAACAACGUUUACUGUGAGAACUGCUACGAGGAGUUCUUUGCCCCCACCUGUGCUCGCUGCAACACCAAGAUCAUGGGGGAAGUGAUGCAUGCCCUGCGGCAGACGUGGCACACCACCUGCUUUGUCUGCGCAGCCUGUGGUAAAGCUUUUGGAAACAGUCUGUUCCACAUGGAGGACGGAGAACCGUACUGUGAGAAAGAUUACAUUGCUCUCUUCAGCACUAAGUGUCACGGCUGUGACUUCCCAGUUGAAGCUGGUGAUAAGUUCAUUGAGGCUCUGGGUCACACCUGGCAUGACACCUGCUUCGUCUGUGCGGUCUGCCAUGUGAACCUGGAGGGUCAACCUUUCUACUCAAAGAAAGACAAACCUCUGUGCAAGAAGCAUGCUCACGCCAUCAACGUGUAGACCUGCCGUCUACCUGUGGAUCUGCUGCCUCAUCGCCACCCCCCCACCCCCGACUGCACGACGAACACAAGCGACAACUUUUACAGAUGUGUGUAAACGCUCUUUAUGCAAAAUACACUUUGGUGUGAGACUUUUUCUUUGUGCGUUAAUAUUAAUGUUUGAAAAGAUUCUGCUUCAGGAAGUUUCCUCUGUUCAUCUGCUUCCUUCCUGUGAUGUCACUGCUCAGCUGCUCAGUUCACACAUGGAGGUUGUAUGGAGUCUGGAGAGCGCCACAUGAAAUAAAUGAACAAAUUUAACUGUCUUCACUUUUUUGUCUUAAAGUGAUGUAUUAAAAAUUACAUUUACAUUACAUUACAUUUUGAAAUGUAUUUCACAAUAAAUUUAAUUAAAAACAUUUUUUUUUAAAUUAAAUUACAAUUUUAUUAUUUAUAAACAAAAUAGGAAAUAAAAGUAUUAUUAAGUAAAUUUAAUUUCUCUUUCUUAUUUUAAUCUUUUUUAUCAACUUAUGUUUAAUAAUAUGUGUUUUUUUUAUUCAUAAUUUAGUAAUUGAUAAUUAGACAGAAAAUUUCUAUAAUUAUACCAGUGGCAUGCUUGACACUCCAUAGUUUGAAGUUCACAGAUGUAGUGUGAAUGUUGUUGUCAUCAAAUCUUGGUCAUGUGACUGUUUAAACUUUUUUAUAACUUUUAAACAAUAAAAUAUGAACGUUUAGUUGAACUCAAAAAUAUUAAACCAUAGACUGAACAGAAUCUAGAACAGUGAAAGAUAGAACUGGUUUACUUCUUCUUUUGCCUUUAAACAGAACAUGGUCCAGUCCUGAAACCAGUCUUGGACCGGGUCUGUACUCAGACUUGGGCAGAUCUGGUGGUGGUCUAGUCUGAAGUGGUCUGACUCCAGCAGUGUGACAGUGAACUGAGCAGCACAGCAGUACAUGAAGAAACCUUAUCUGUGUGAAAACCUGGUCCAAGACCACUUGACUCUGUGUGAGGACUCUGUUUAUUCAUAACAAGAGACGGAUCUGGACCACUGAUCUGGUCCCAGACUCAUGGUUUCAGGCUCAGUCCUGAUCUCUCACAGUGUUUCAGUGUAUUGGAGAUGUUUUCCAGGUGAGGCUGCUGCAGAGUGCUGAUGUGUAGAUACUAAUCUUCACCGACAAUAGGUGCUACACUACAGAUGAACUGAAUUUCAUAUUUAUUGACUGUGUGUGAUAUUUAUUUAAAAACUAAUCUAUGCUCACUGCUUGGAGCUCAUCACGUCAUCAUCAGCUGUUUUUUCAUUUUAAAUGUUGAUUUCGAAGAUGAUUUUUUUUUGUAUUUACACUGUAAAAAACUCUAGGAGCUUGAAUGUUUAUUACAGUGGCUCUGUUCACACUGCUGGUAUUUUUUAUGAAUGAAUGAUUAUUGCAGGAUAAAAAGUAUCUAUAAAAAUAUAAUCUUUUGACACUUUGGGGGCUCCAUAAGAAACAACUUGUAUCUCAUAACAAAAAAAAACAAGGUGACAGGAAACAUGUUGGUGGAGUCGUUUUCUCUCUUAAUAACUGAAUCAAAUUCACUUUGGAAAGAACGUUACCUGUUCCAGGUAAAUGAAUCUUUACAGGUGUAGCUAAAGUGCUUUAUAAGGAGACGUCAGAGUGUCUGUCUCCACUAACAGAACCACAUGUGAUUGACCACCUGAAUGUUGGCUGGGUCACAGUGUCAACACGUUUAACACCAGGAACCACAGGUGUCACCAAAACCAGAACUUCCUUGUAUUUGUAAAGAGAAACUGUUGAGUUUCCCAUUCACAUCAACAGAGACAGCACCUGGUGGCCACUAGAGGAACUGCACUUUAACAAACUGCUCCUUUAAAGGUGUGGAGCAGUCAAAGUAAACAAAAUGUUUCAUCAUGAGGAGUGUGAACGGGUCCUGGUUUUUCUUGGUCUUCAGUGUGAACAGAGCCUCAGAUUUACUGAUGGAUGAUUUAACUCUGGCUCUAGUUUCUGUGGUUUCUGUCCUUGCAGUUUUGUGCCUUACGGUUCUGGUCUGUCUCUGACCGGCACACACUCUCAGGUCUCUGGGUGUCUGUGCUGGUGUACAGUUUUUACUUUGGAAAUUUUAUACAGUUUGUGUGUUUUUCAGAGAGUGAAUGUGAACAACACUUAGUCACAGUGAGUAACAGCAUGUGGAAGGAGUCAGUAUUAGUUUGUGAUUAACACAGUUUCUCAUUAAUCACAGUGUUUGAACUGGUUUGUGUCACUGAGCUGGAACGAAACAUGAAGCUGUAGUUACAGUCAAAUUUUGAUUUACAGCUUUUAAACAAUGUUUGUGUUGCAAUUUAAAUAAAUUUCACUUCAAACACUUGAAAACAUUUGUCUGUUUAGGAUUUUUUUUUUAAAAACUGAUAGUUACAAUAAUUAUAAAGAAUAUGAUAUGUACAUAUACAAACACAUUUUACCUAUUUAUAUACACAGAUACUGGCAGGGUAAAGAAUGAACAACAUAUUUACUAAAGACUCUGCAAAAGAAUAAAAUAAGAAAAAAAUUUAUAAAAACAAUUUAAUAAAGAAAAGGAAAAGAAAAGAAAGAAAAUUAAUAUAUAGGUCAGUUAGAGGUGAAACUGUUACCAAUGUUUUUUCAGAGUAAACAAAGAUGGUGAUCAAUAUGUCUGAAUUCAGCUCCUCUGUGUCUAAAUGGAAAUUUUAUUCUUCUUCUUCUUAUUAUUAUUAUUAUUAUUAUUAUUAUUAUUAUUAUUAUUAUUAUUAUUAUUAGUAGUAGUAGUAGUAGUAGUAGUAGUAGUAGCAGUAUUAGUAAUAAUACUUCACCACCACCAGUGGGCGCCUGAAUUGCCUUUAGAUUGGACUUCAAAAUGAAAGCCAGUAGGUUUCUCUGCAGGACACAACAGUGCAGCUGUGAUUGGAAGCACAGAGGUGGAAAAAAUAAAGAGCUCUCACUCUGCCUUCAUGUUGGGAGACCAAAAACAAACCACUCAGCGCUCAAUACAGUGGAGCCUCCCAGAAAAUACUGUAAUUCUACUGCAGUUCUAUUGUAUUACUUCACUGGCCCUGGCAGCAGAUUUAUGUCGGAGGCUAAAUAAAUAUCUAUAAAUAUGAAUAUUAAGGAUGUAAUGAAUAAAAUGUCAGCUUUCAGAUAGUAAACACCACUCAGACAUUUCAUUUAAAGCUCCUCCAGUGUAAAGGUCUGUGUCCAUGUGUAGUGUGAUUAUAGAUCAGCUCUAGCUUCUAUAUAAAUAGAAGUAAAGUAUCAAAGCCUCAGUCCACAGAGAAAUGCACACAGCCUGUAUUCAGAAACUGAGCCUUAAAACCAGCCGUCAGGACUUCUGGAACUUUGUGAUGUCACAACAAAGCAGUCACCAAGCCCCGCCCACCUGGACCCACCAUCCAAACCUUGCAGGAUUUGGUUUCUCUGAGUGUUUUUACCUGAAAUCUGCUGUAUUUUUAUUGGAUCACUCAGAAAACAGUCAGCCAAUCACAAGAGAGGCUCAGAGCCUCCUCUCUUCUGAUUGGCUCACCAACCUGUUGUUACUAGAGCUGCAGAGAGAAGCCUGAGAGAGGAGAUGUAAAACUAAAGGUUUGAAUAGUCUGAGAAAAUAAUAUCAACUCAAGAUCCUCUCACUGGACCUUUCAACUGCAUCACUACUUCUUCAUCAUGAGUGUAGUUUUCUCAGUUAUCAUAGUGAUGGCUUCAACAGUGAGAUGUGGUUGAAAGGUCAGGAAACAGUAAGUGGACCUUGGUUUUGAAAGCAUGUGAGUAAAUGUUUAUACAGGAGUUAACACCUGUGAGAAAGUCAUAAAGAAACUGAUCCAAACAUUUUAUUUCUGCAAAGAUUCAAAUAUAUUUUCUGUGCAGGUUAUUUUCCAACACAAUGAUCUGAAGGCUGUGUCCACACUGUAAGAAUAAAAGUGUUGAGUCUGAAACAC